Protobothrops mucrosquamatus (brown spotted pit viper) is the source of this 1559-nucleotide messenger RNA. RefSeq names its product Bardet-Biedl syndrome 1 (gene BBS1). Gene Ontology annotation, molecular function: patched binding; smoothened binding. Gene Ontology annotation, cellular component: centrosome; axoneme; BBSome. NCBI's taxonomy places the organism in Eukaryota, Metazoa, Chordata, Lepidosauria, Squamata, Viperidae. The transcript has 14 exons. Gene Ontology annotation, biological process: protein localization to cilium; non-motile cilium assembly. The record is from RefSeq and is a predicted model, not a curated record. Bases 1 to 1392 code for a protein of 463 amino acids.
AUGGCGGCGGCGGCGGCGGCGUCUUGUGGGGGCGCCGGCGACGGGGUUCGCACUAGUUCCAAAUGGUUGGAUGCCCACUACGAUCCAGUCGCCAAUUUGCACACCUUUUCUUCGUGUGUGACUCUGGCUGACCUGCAUGGGGACGGAGACCAGAAGCUAGUGGUGGGCAAUUUUGGCUCCACGGGUCAUGAGAUGAAGCUGAAGGUCUACCAGGGCACCACCCUCUUGAGUGAAAACACCCUGCCAGACUUACCCACGAGCGUGGUUUCCUUUCUGAUGGAGCAACACGAGCCCUGCAUGCCAGCCCUGGCGGUGGCUUCCGGGCCGUAUAUCUACGUCUACAAGAAUCUGCGUCCCUACUUCAAAUUUACUCUGCCGCCGAUGGAGCCCAACGCGAUGGAGAAAGUGGUCUGGGAUCAGGCAAAGGAGGACAAGGUCGAUCUUCUGUCAAUGAAAGAGAUGUUGGAAGCCAUCCGAGAAAACGCAGAGAUGCCACUAUCGGUGCAGUCUUUGAGGUUCCUGACCCUUGAGCCCCCUGACAUGGAGUCCUUUGUGAACCAGCAUAAGUUCCAGCCCAUCAAACGUCAGACGGUGAUCACUUGCAUGUCCACUUUGAAAAAAAGCAGGGUGGAUGAGGACGCCAUCAGCUGCUUGGUAGUCGGGACGGAGAACAUGGAAAUCCUCAUUCUGGACCCCGAAGCCUUCACCAUCCUGUCAAAGGAUGUCGUCACCAGCAUCGUUUUCGGCCACUACGGGCGAGAGGACAACACCCUCAUCAUGACGACCAAAGGUGGCUGUCUGAUCAUCAAGAUCUUGAAACGCACUAGCACUUUCCAUAAGGGGGACGCAGCAGCCGGUGUCCCCGUUGCCCAGAGCGCCAAACUCAACGUCCCCAAAAAAACAAAACUCUACGUGGACCAGACUCUGCGGGAGCGAGAAUGUGGAGUGGCCAUGCACCACGUCUUUCAGACAGACCUCAGCCGUAUCCGUCUCACGGCGGCCCGCGCUUACGUCCGGGCGCUGGAGUGCAGCAUGGCCCCCGUCUCGGAGUCCCUGCAGGAGCCACUCAAGCUGAACGCCGUGGUGCAGGGCAUGGGCCCCACUUUCAAACUGUGUCUCAAUCUCCAGAACAUGUCUGAGACUCGGGCGAUAGCAAAUCUUCUCAUUUGCUUCAUUUACGACGAAAACCAUUAUUCCGUCGAGCGCCCGUUCUUCAAGGCUCCCAUGUUGAUCCCAGGACUCAAUUAUCCUUUGGCCACCUUUGUCGAGUGUCUCAGUGACCAAGCGAUCUCGGAUGUUAUUAAGGUGUUUGUGCUCCAGGGAGGCAGCAGCCAGCCGCUGCUCACGGCCCACAUUAGCAUGCCGGUGAGCGAAGGCUUGACAGCUGUGUGAACCGCCUCCCAGGGGAGGACCCGAGCUCAUCCAUCUCAGCGCAGUCUUUCUUGACCGCCUCGACCCAGCGGCCAGGAACAGGGGGAGAGGAGUCCCAGUGCUGGAAGAAGUAGCCUCUUCCCCAAGGCUGGAAGAAGAUUCCCGUUUGCUGCUUUAAGGAGCAAGUC